Molecule: messenger RNA, 3221 nt
Organism: Cyclopterus lumpus (lumpfish)
Lineage: Eukaryota; Metazoa; Chordata; Actinopteri; Perciformes; Cyclopteridae
Gene: znf341
Product: zinc finger protein 341
Biological process (GO): regulation of transcription by RNA polymerase II
Cellular component (GO): nucleus
Molecular function (GO): RNA polymerase II transcription regulatory region sequence-specific DNA binding; DNA-binding transcription factor activity, RNA polymerase II-specific
Source: RefSeq, a predicted model, not a curated record
CUGCUAGUCGAGCGCCGAUAGCGCAAGAAAGAGGAGCUGCAAGAUGGCGCAAGCUAUAUUUGAAGUGCUUGAAGGCAUGGACAACCAGACAGUGCUGGCGGUCCAGUCUCUGCUGGACGGCCACGGUGGAGUCCCUGACCCGAACAAUCAGAACGUCUCCGGGACGUCCACGUUACAGUCCAUGGAUGACGAGGACGUGUUCCUGUGUGGGAAGUGUAAGAAACAGUUCAAUUCUCUGCCGGCCUUCAUGACACACAAGAGGGAGCAGUGCCAGUCCAGCGUCCCCUCCCUCUCCACGGUGUCCUUGGCCUCCACCAACGCCUACACGCCAGUGCCCUCGAUCAGCUCGGGACCGCAGACCCCUGCCAACAGACAGGUAUCCACCUACAUCACAGUACCCCCCUCCCCUCUGACACACACUCUGGUCCAGGGCAACGUGCUGGUCAGCGACGACGUCCUCAUGUCGGCAUCUCAGCCUUCCACCUCCAUCGACCAGCCCAUGGCCGCCAUGCAGACGCCUUCGCAGAGUAACCUGAGCAUGCACGCAGCUGGUGUCUCAUACCUGCAGCAUCACCACCACCACCACCACCACCAUCAUCAUCAUCACCAGCAACAACAGCAACAACAACAACAACAGCAGCAGCAGUCCUCCCACCCCCUGCCCUCCGGCCAAACACCGGCCCACCCCUUCCAGCUGGACAGCCCCGCCCAGCAGCCACUCUCCUCACAGGUCCCAGCAGGCCACAGCAACUCAGUGGUCCAGGUGUACAGCGCACUGCCCCACAUGGGCGGGGGCGCAGAGAUCACGCCCUUAGGUCUGCAGCCUUUCCAUCCCGUUCAGGUGCCAAGUCAGUGCGUGGAGAGCCAGUCGUACACGACCCCCCCCCGGUCUACAGCCCCGGGAAAGCAGGGCGCCAAAACGAAGACCUGCGGCAUCACCGCCAAUCUGACGGAGCUGGGCGACUUCGAAAAGGUCAUCAUCCCCAAGCGGUCGAGGAGCAGCAAAAAAAGCUCUGAAGGAGCCACAGCAGAGCAGCUGAAAGGAAACGUUCCGAAGCUGAAAUGUAAUUUCUGCGACAAAAUCUUUUCGAAAAACUUCGAUCUUCAGCAGCACAUUAGAAGUCACACGGGAGAGAAACCGUUCCAGUGCAUCGUCUGUGGCCGAGCGUUUGCCCAAAAGUCCAACGUGAAGAAACACAUGCAGACACACAAGGUGUGGCCCAUGGGUGUGGCCAGCACGGUGUCCAGAUUACCAAUCACAGUCAAGGUGGUACCAGUGUCGUCCAAUGAGGAGGAGGGGGGCGUGGAGCAGCAGCAGCAGCAAGGUGAACCGGAGGAGGAGGGGUCACAGCAGCAGAACUGUCAAUCACAACCAGAGGAAGAGGUCGUUCAAACAGAAGCUCCGGUGGAAUCGGAGGAGAGCGCGGCCGAGGCUCCGGCCGAUCCGGAGUGUACGCAGAACGGGCAUCAGGUGCAGGUGCAGUCCAACCAGGACCAGCAGUGCCAAGCUCCGACCAAGCAAAUCGUUGUGAUCGACAGCUCCUACCAGUGCCAGUUCUGCGCCAGCAAGUUCAAGACCUACUUCCAGCUCAAGUCUCACCUGACCCAGCACAAAGGGGAGCAGGUCUACAAGUGUGUGUUGAAGUCCUGCUCCCAGACCUUCCAGAAGUUGGAUCAGUUCCUGGAGCACAUCAGGACGCACCAGGAGCAGCUGACCUACCGCUGCCACCUCUGCAGCAAGGAGUUCCCCUCGCUGUUCGAACUGGGAGUCCACCAGUACUCCCACUGCUUCUGCCCGCAGCAGAGCACACGCAAGGAAACCAGCAUCUACAGGUGUGUCAAGUGUCAAAGCCGAUAUUCGACCCAGGAGGCACUGGAGCAGCAUCUACUGACCGCGUCGCACAACUUUCCCUGCCCACACUGUCAAAAGGUUUUCCCGUGCGAGAGGUACUUCCGACGCCACCUCCCCACGCACGGCGUCGGCGGGAGGUUCAAGUGUCAGAUCUGCAAGAAAGCCUUCAAGACGGAGCACUACCUCAAACUGCACACUCGCAUUCACUCAGGUGAAAAGCCAUACAAAUGCUCCCUCUGUGAGGCGACGUUCAACAGGAAGGACAAAGUGAAGCGACACAUGCUCAUCCAUGAACCCUUCAAGAAAUACAAGUGUCCCUUUAGGACACAUGUGGGCUGCACCAAAGAGUUCAACAGACCCGACAAACUCAAGGCCCACAUUCUGUCACAUUCUGGUAUCAAACCCUACAAGUGUCUUUUUUGUCAGAAGGCAUUCAGCCGCAGGGCGCACAUGCUGGAGCACCAGCAGUCUCACACGGACAACUACCGCUUCAGGUGCUCCACCUGCAACAAAGGCUUCACCCGACAGAGCUAUUACAGGGACCACAAGUGUCCUGCAGCGGGGAACGGGACGGGGACCGAAGGAGGGGCCGAAGACGAGGAGGAAGACGAGGAGGAAGACGAGGAGGAAGACGAGGAGGGAGACGAUGAGGGAGACGAGGCCGCCGCCGGCGUAACGGUGCCAGAGGAGAAGGCAGGAGAGGACGACGGGAGGAGAAGCAUGUUCUUCAGGAGAGAAAGUAUGCCGGGAGGUGACGACGGGGAGAUUGACGACAGCUCCAGGGGCAGCCAAGAGCAGGCGGACACACACGAGGAGGAGGAGGAGGAAGAGGAGGAAGAGGAAGAGGAGGAAGAAGAGGAGGAGGAAGAAGAGGGAGAGGAGGAGGAGAGGACUGACGAGGGUUGUCAGGCUGCAAUGACUAUCACCAGCAUCGAAGGACAGGAGGAGGAGGAGGAGGAGGAGGAAGAGGAGGAUGAUGAUGAUGCAAUGGAACAUGGUGGCAUGGCGCUGGAUCAGAUUCAGAGCAGUGACCAAAACUGUUUGCAGCAGCCAUGUUUGUAGUUUUUAAUGUCAUCUUAGCUGGAACGUUUUCUGCUCAUGGACCAAACGAACCAAGCUAUCCAUUAUUAUUUAUUUUUUCUAGUCUGGGAAAUCAUUAUUUGUUUUAUAUUAAAACGUUACGCACACUGCUAGUGUUACCUUGUAGAUCUAUACUGUCAAAAUGAUCAGUGGACCUUUUCCAUGUACUGGUGGACAAUUGUUGUGCAAGAUAAGCCACAGUGGUUCUUUUAAAAACGUCAUAAUGUCAAAAGUAAUGGAAGUUUCUUCAUGGAUUUGAUGUCGCAGAAAGUAAAUUAUUUUAAGCUUA